UCCAUCUUGCAAGAACCGGCUGAUAAAUUUGGAAAUGAUCCAUCAGUUGAGAUGAUGUGGGCAGUAAAGGCUUAUGAACAUGCUGAAACAUAUUUCAAUAUUCUGAUAUCAGUAGAUCCAACGAAGUUAAAGUUGUGCAAACUUGAUAAUGAGUUAUACUCCAAAUUCAGAGGAAAGUUUAAAGAUCUGAAGAUUGACAAAAUAGUUGAGAAUGAUAUCAAAUCGGAGGAAGCUAAACAGCAAUGGAGAGAGUUCUGCGAAGAGUUCAAUAGUCAAGUAGCUGAUUGGAACAUGGCGACGUUGUUGAGACUUGACAGUUCGCUUGAUGUUUCAGAGCAUAAUACAAUCAUUGUACCAAGAACACAGUUCCUUGCAAUAGAGAUAGCAAGGAAUAGGGAGGGCCUCAACUCUGACCUACGAACCAAGUAUUCACCAAAAAGAAUUAAAGAUUCCAAUAACGAACCGACUGAAAAAUAA
Messenger RNA from Helobdella robusta, 477 nucleotides. RefSeq lists its product as hypothetical. Gene Ontology annotation, cellular component: cytoplasm. The transcript is spliced from 5 exons. Lineage: Eukaryota; Metazoa; Annelida; Clitellata; Rhynchobdellida; Glossiphoniidae. The record is from RefSeq and is a predicted model, not a curated record. The annotation marks the transcript as partial.